GAUGCAGAAAGGAGGUUAUUACAAAAGAAGUUUAGAUUGAGCUGAGGGGAGAAUAAAAUGUCCAAGUGAAAUGCUAGAUCGUUUGGACUUACAGAAAUGUGGUGUCUCGUUUCGCUGCCGGACUCGGUUAUCAAUGAAUUCAAGUUAACUGAGAAGGCAAGAGGGCAACUGUUAUUAGAUCAGGUUUGUCAGAGAUUAGGUAUAAUAGAGGUUGACUAUUUUGGGCUGCAAUUUACGGGUGCAAAAGGCGAAACACUAUGGCUGAACACAAGAAAUCGUAUCGACCGACAAGUAUCCGGCAACGCGCCAUAUCGAUUAAAUUUUCGUGUCAAAUUUUUCGUGCAGCCUCAUCUCUUGCUUCAGGAUUCUUCCAGACGUCUCUACUUUCUUCAACUUAAAAAUGAUUGCUGUGAUGGGCGAAUUAUUGCUCCUCAAGCCACCAAAGCCCGCUUAUAUGGUCUCAUCGCCCAAGCAACGACCGGGGACCACAACGAUUCUCCAUCGAUCUGCAGCUACUGCAGGAACGUGGAUGCCGAAAGGCGAGAGAGCUGGACUUCGGACUCUGUGGCUGCCGAACAUGGCAAACUCACGGGAGUAAAAUCAACCACAGCUGAAUAUCAAUUUUUAAAAGAGCUUGCACAACUUGAAAACUAUGGAACAGAGUUCCACACGGCGAAAAAUGCGGAGGGGAAUCACCUAAAUAUUGGAGUUAGCAGCGAAGAGUUGAGAAUCUAUGACUCAGAGUUCAAUUUCAUCGAGAGAAUAUCCUACAAUGGUCUUAAAAUGGCAACACAUGAUGGCAAGAGUCUUUAUUUAACGCUGAUGGGAAUGGAAGGAGAUAGUAUCCUGGAAUUGAAAUUACACACACAAGGUUUAGCCUGCGCAUUGUACAGAUCCAUUACAGAAUACCAUGCCUUUUAUCGCUGUGAAACUGUGCGAACCGCYGUAAAGUCCCAGUUCACUAGAGAUUUCAAAGAGACAUUUUUCUCAUUAUUCAACGAGGAAGAAUCUGAUAAAAAGUACAUAUUUGACGUUCGAAGAACUUGUAAAGAGGUAUAUGAUCACUGUAGGAGAGUGUUAUAUAACCAAGGUCGCGAUCCUAUACACAUGGUACCUUAYRUGCUUGAACAGGAAGUUUCAGUUCAGGAGUUGAAUGCCAAUGAAGCUACACCUCAUGACAGUGAUUUUAAGGAGAAGCUGCACAAAGUCGAGUAUGAUCUGCGGUGCAAGAUYUGCAUGGAUGCUGAAAUCAGUACUGUGUUUUGUCCGUGUGGGCAUAUGGUUUCAUGUGAUAUCUGUGCUGAACAAUUGAAGGCAUGCCCAAUGUGUCGYGGUGAAAUUACAAAUAUCCAAAAGGCUUUCCUUCCGAUAUCAUUGAACUGUUGAAAUGACGGUAUGAAUAUUAUUGAACUCAUGAAAGACACAAAUAUCGUUACAUUCGUCAAAUGAACAUUAAGGUGAAUGAUGAUGAUGAUGAUGAUGAUGAUGAUGUUUGCUUUAAUGAUUCCAAUACCUAUAGAUGAUUAUUAAUUUUAGUAAUUAUAACCAAAACUCACAAAAAAUUGAGAAACAUUAUUCAGUUGUUCCUACAUAUUUAUUUUUAGUGUAAAAAGUGUAGCAUAGGACAUUCAUAAAGCUUUACAGUUUUCUACGCUUUAGUAUUAUUUAUAAUAUUAGAUAUUUGGUUAAGCAAAGUAGAAUUUAUCCAAUCUUGUAGUUUAAAAGUUUCACUUCUGAAAGAGUACAACUGUAAGUUCUGAGCUGAUAGACAUACAUAUAGUAUGUUAUAACUAAAAAACUGUAGRUAAUGAAAAUCCAGUCUUUUUGAAGUAAUAGUUAAGGUUAUAAUUGGCUAUAAWUUGCUAAAGUAAUGCAUACUUUCCUGUUCAAAUUCUGGAWAUAUGUGGAAAAUGGCACYGCAGUAUCUCUAGUUCACUGAGCCUKCUUGAGAGGUAAUGGUGCUUCGGCAUAGUGAGCUUGUUUAAGAAAAACCUAUUUUUCAUACAUUGGGUAGCUAUGCACAGGCAUGCUCUGGCUCUUCUCACAGAAAUGCAAAGGCACAGCUACCUUUUCAAUCUUUGCAAGAUGUCUCAGUGAAUUGAGGAGUAUUGCYACAUACUUAUUAGAUACAUUAUUCCAAAUUUCGAGAUUUGUUGUAACAGAGUGAUAUGCUGUAGAUUAUAUCAUGGGUCUCAUUACUUGUUUCAAAACCAACUAUUCGAAAUCUAUGCUUAAUAUUACAUGUAUGUMCAAUAUUAUUAUUGAGUACAGGGUAUAAAAAUAAGUGCUGAACAGCGUAGCUAAGGGCUCUCUUUUUGAUUGGCUCUUAUUUUUUGCCCUGGAAUACAUAUUUCAUGGACUGGUAAAAAAACUAUUAUCUGUAUAGCAUUGUACACUGUAGAUAAAACUCUUACUUACCUAGUAUUAUACACGAGGCCAGAUAUUCAUACAAAGCUUUAAAGGGAUUAGGGAGGGGAUUAUUACAAAGUACUUUUAUUCUGUGCAGCACUUUACAACAACAUUUAURAGAUUUACUUAUGUCACAAUAAGUCACAUCUAUAAAGCUUAGAGAGCUGYGGGUGUCUUCUUUGAGUAUACAUUGCUCCAAUCGGGCAGAUUGUUCAAAAUGUGAUUAAGUCUAAUUAUCCUUUGAAAAUCUUGGCCUAGAAGAAAGUUAUUUCAAUUUUCCUUAAUGUUUUUGUAAAAUUUAUCCCUUGAACAAGAAUGUUUGCAGUGGAUAGCACUAACAUUCACUCUCUUAGUCUACGGCCAGACAAUAACUACAGAUGGAAAAUUAUUUAARGGAAAUAGAGAUUAAGUUGCUCCAUGUAAAAAAGAACAAUCCCCUUGCACCAGGGAGAGCCCUGAUCUGUAGCUUGAAAGGUAGCUGUGCUUUUGCAUUUUGCCUGGAAAAUGGUGAGCUUGYAAAGAUCUUCUCUCACUGAUACUUGUAAGACAUCAUUUUAAGSUUAUUGUUUGUUGUWGAGGCAAAGCUGUCCUUUCAAAUUAGUGCAGAUAACUACUCGGACCACUGUUUCSAGCAUUGGUAUAGUUAAUUUUUUUACYUKAUGAAUGUUGUUAUAAAUUGCUGCAAUCAAUAAGAUAUUUGAAUUGUUCCAGGAAUUGAUGGUAAUGGGUGGCAAUGCAGGCACCAAGCCACCCAGCAGGAAAAGAGUUCCAGGAAAAUAUUGAUUGACAAAUAAAUCCAAUUAUUAUUGUCUAAUGGUAUUUCCCAAAUAUAUUUCUGUAUGACAUAAGAACUUUUUUUUAAAUAAAGUUGUUUUAUUUUCCUUGA
Molecule: messenger RNA, 3295 nt
Organism: Exaiptasia diaphana
Lineage: Eukaryota; Metazoa; Cnidaria; Anthozoa; Actiniaria; Aiptasiidae
Product: E3 ubiquitin-protein ligase MYLIP
Exons: 4
Coding region: 97-1386 (429 amino acids)
Biological process (GO): ubiquitin-dependent protein catabolic process
Cellular component (GO): cytoskeleton
Molecular function (GO): ubiquitin-protein transferase activity; cytoskeletal protein binding
Source: RefSeq, a predicted model, not a curated record